GUCCAGCGCGCAGCUAGCUGGUUACGACUCCCUUUUUGGUAGUCUGGAAAUGCGAGCUAGUCAGACGCUCCAAAUUGAGAAGUUGGUCGUGGUUGACGGCGGUGGCCAAGCCGGACCAGUGAGCGCGCAGGACGGAUAGUGUUUUCUCGCACACCCGUGAAAUAUCCUAUGGACGCCCGAUCUGUUGUUGCAUGUUUUUGAUGAUUACGUUUCCGUCCGAGCAUAAGCUGAAGUCUUCGCAGAGGGACAAGGUCCGGCAGUUCAUGUCCUUCACGCAGGCUGGGGAGAAGACUGCUGCUUACUGUCUGACCCAGAAUGACUGGAAACUAGAGGUGGCCACAGACAACUACUUCCAGAACCCAGACCUCUACUACAAGGAAUCAAUGAAAACCCCUGUGGAGAAGAAGAAGCUGGAACAGCUCUACAACCGCUACAAAGAUCCCCAGGAUGAGAAUAAGAUAGGCAUCGAUGGCAUCCAGCAGUUCUGCGAUGACCUCACCCUGGACCCGGCCAGCAUCAGUGUCUUGGUGGUGGCGUGGAAGUUCCGGGCCGCCACCCAGUGCGAGUUCAGCAAGAAGGAGUUCCUGGAUGGCAUGUCUGAACUGGGGUGCGACAGCCCAGAGAAGUUGAAGGCUCUUCUUCCCAGGUUAGAACAGGAGCUUAAAGACAGUGGCAAGUUCAAGGACUUCUACCAGUUCACAUUCAACUUCGCCAAGAACCCUGGACAGAAGGGUUUAGAUCUAGAGAUGGCUGUGGCCUACUGGAACCUGGUACUGACAGGCCGCUUUAAGUUCCUGGACCUCUGGAACAGGUUCUUAUUGGAACACCACAAACGGUCGAUUCCCAAAGACACAUGGAACCUACUCUUGGAUUUUGGCAACAUAAUCGCAGACGACAUGUCAAAUUACGACGAGGAGGGGGCGUGGCCAGUUCUCAUAGACGAUUUUGUGGAAUUCGCCCGGCCGAUCGUAACAGGAUCCAAACGCAAAACCCACUACUAAAAACCCAGCUCUUGAAAGGGGGUCUGAACUUUGGUUCCUCUUCAUUGACUGUUGGAUUUAAAAACAAUAUAUACUUUUUAAGAGGAAACAGAGAAACACUUGAAUCCGUGACACUGCACAACUAUCAGGUAACCAACCUAUGAGGGAAGAGUGAGAGGAAAACACAGGAAGCAAGGCUUUAUUUCUAUCCUUGUUUGAUGGGAGUCGCCACGUGCACAUUGCCAGCUGGCAGUACAUGUCCCAGCCUGAGGGCCAGCUGGGAAGAGGCCUUGGGGAUAUCAGUGUUCCAGGCAACGCUCCCUUUGGAAUCUCAGUAUUCCAGUGAAGAGGAGAAAAGGAGAGAUUCCCCCCCUGGCACAGUCUCGCUCUCUCUCUCUCUCUUGCAGCUCUGAGAAUUCGGAUUUACAAGUGUGAAAAAUUGUGUGUUUUUGGGGUUGAUCCUUGUUAGUUAGCUUUGUGUGGCACGCAGGGCUCUGAGGGGACUGUUCAGAACGGGCCUUGUUUCUAAUACAAACACUUUGGGACAGACCGAGCUGCUUGCAACGUUUGCUCACAACACCAGCGUCAACAAAACUGUUAGUUAUAUACUGUAUAUAUUAUACUGUCUUUUAAAACAGUAUGUACAGAGAAUUAUAUAAAGAAUAAUAUAAAUAAGUUACAUUUAUGAAUAUAAGAGACAUCUUUUUGUGUAAAUUUAAAAAUAAAAUAAAAGAUCUGGUAUAUGAUGCCUCUAACAUUUGAUAGAAUUUUAGGUCUGGUGUGUACCAAGUCAUUAUUUUAUUUCAACGUUUGGGUUGGAAAAAUUCCAACAUUCUGUGUUUUAGAAUCUUCUUUUGGUUCACUAUGUUAUAUUUGUUAAAAACGAAUACAUUUCAGCCAUUUUAAGUAAAUGGACCCUGACUCUAAAUGUUUGUCCCAUUCGACAUCUGUAUAUUAGGCAAAGGCUGUUCAUUCUGGCCCACAAAGACUGAAAUACUGUUCUGUUCUUCCUGGUUGUUUUGGAGGUUUGGAUAAAACAAAUGUAAUGCAGUGUCUGCAGGCCAAUUAAUGACACUAAUUUGUCAAUUAAGUGUAGGCACAAAAGACCAGCAGGACUGUGGACCUCAAUGACUGAUUUGUGCGCUUCUGCAUUACGUAAUUUAAACACCCCAAAUACGGAACCACAAAGCAGUCACUGGGGGGCACUGUUUGUCAUGCAUGUGUGUGCGAGAGGGAGUGCUUUGGACAGUGCUUACGUGUGUUGAAAAGGUGCCUGCUGCCCAUCAUCUUAGUAUUAAUGCCUUUGUGACACGCAUUUAUUUACACUGUCAUUCACUAAUCACACAGGUAUUGUUAGUUUGGAAAGGAAUAUUGAAUAAAGCAUGUUUUUAUCAGAAAUUAA
Molecule: messenger RNA, 2382 nt
Organism: Oncorhynchus gorbuscha (pink salmon)
Lineage: Eukaryota; Metazoa; Chordata; Actinopteri; Salmoniformes; Salmonidae
Product: DCN1-like protein 2
Exons: 7
Coding region: 192-1001 (269 amino acids)
Biological process (GO): protein neddylation; positive regulation of ubiquitin-protein transferase activity
Cellular component (GO): ubiquitin ligase complex
Molecular function (GO): ubiquitin-like protein binding; cullin family protein binding; ubiquitin conjugating enzyme binding
Source: RefSeq, a predicted model, not a curated record